Molecule: messenger RNA, 1075 nt
Organism: Cylicocyclus nassatus
Lineage: Eukaryota; Metazoa; Nematoda; Chromadorea; Rhabditida; Strongylidae
Source: the annotation of a GenBank genome assembly
AUGAUGCUCGUGAGAAUUUUCUGCAAUCACGAAUGCCUCGUCACAUCCUGCCUCGUCUUGGCCUAUUCAUUCUAUCCAUUCAAUCAUUCAUUCAAUCAACAUUCAUUCAUUCAUCCAUUCAUUCAUUCCAUUCAUUCAUUCCAUUCAUUCAUUCAUCCAUUCAUUCCAUUCAUUCAUUCUUUCAUUUACAGAAUCGAAACCCAUCGCUUACCCUCUGUGUUGAUAAUCGGGGUACGCAAAGGCGGUACCCGAGCCCUGCUCGAUGCCAUGGCUCUUCACCCAAAAAUCCGCGCAGUUCGCAAAGAAACUCAUUUCUUCGAUUUGAACUUCUCCAAAGGGGUCGAAUGGUACCGCUCCUUGAUGCCUCUCAGUUCUGCUGAACAGAUUGUUGUUGAAAAAACUCCUGGAUAUUUUACCUCUGCAAUCGCACCAAAACGUGUACGAGAAUUCAACCCUGCUAUGAAAAUUAUUCUCAUUGUUAGGGACCCUACACAGAGAACAAUAAGUGAUUUCACCCAGGUCUACUAUAAUAAGCUUGAGUUGAAUAAAACCCUACCAAUUUUCGAGAAAGAAGCCUUUCUUCCUAGUAGUGACAAAAUUAAUGUGGACUAUAAACCAGUGCGAAAUUCAUUAUACGAUCUACAUAUGGCGAACUGGUUACGGUAUUUUUCAAUGGAGCAGAUUUUGCUGGUCAACGGCGACGUCUUUCGUGGGAAUCCAAUAAAUGAGCUUCGUCGAGUCGAAACAUUCCUAGAUCUGCCACACCUGAUAACCAGCGAUCAGCUAAUUUUCAAUGAAAGCAAAGGAUUCUUUUGUUUUCUACGAACUCCGACAUCUCGUGUAAGAUGUCUCGGCAGCUCUAAAGGACGCCCACAUCGAGAAAUUUCCGAUGAAAUCACUGAAAAAUUACGCGCUAAUUUCAAAGAGCACAACAUGCGAUUUUUUGCACUUGUUAAUAGAAUGUUCGCUUGGUAACUUCCAGCUUUACUUUGCUUUAACAAUUUUGUUCAGAUGAUUUGAUUGAGAAAUUGGAGAUAUUAUAUUGUUACUCAGGUGCAUUUCUAUCAAAUUACGG